Messenger RNA from Parnassius apollo (apollo), 318 nucleotides. The record is from the annotation of a GenBank genome assembly. Lineage: Eukaryota; Metazoa; Arthropoda; Insecta; Lepidoptera; Papilionidae.
AUGCGUUGCUGUUCAUCUGGGUUGUCCAACGCAUGCGGCGUACUCCACCAGUGGCGGGUGCCGAUUGCUGAGCCCGCGAAGACCCUGCCGGGCACCAAGCCAGCUGGUGGGGAUGAUGGAUGCGAGGAGCUGCUGGGUGGUCGUGCAGCACCUCGCGCUCGGCUGGCGGUUCGCAUGCUGUCGCGUCCAGCGCCAGCUCCAGACGCGCCCUGGCGACCUCCAGGCAGCGGCCCUUUGCGCGUUCCAUUUGAUUCCAUCAUCCAUUUUAGGGCGUCAUUUAGCGGGAGACGCCCAGACCCGGCGCCGUUUCAUGGUUAG